This is a messenger RNA of Vairimorpha ceranae, 195 nucleotides long. RefSeq lists its product as hypothetical. The record is from RefSeq and is a predicted model, not a curated record. The transcript has a single exon. The coding region runs from base 1 to 195 and encodes 64 amino acids. NCBI's taxonomy places the organism in Eukaryota, Fungi, Microsporidia, Nosematidae.
AUGUGGAUAAAAAUACAUAACAUAGCAGAAUGGGUCCAUAGAGACAAUGUUGAGGUUUUAAGACGUAAUAACCAUGACAGGAAUUGGUCCUCUUCGUUAGGAGGGGGCUGGUUGUGGUAUCCCUCAUGUUUCAGAUUGAUACCACAUUACAGCUAUUGGUAUAAAUUGAAACAAUGUUUGAGAAAAACUAUUUAA